Messenger RNA from Xenia sp. Carnegie-2017, 771 nucleotides. Its product is annotated as leucine-rich repeat-containing protein 74A-like. The transcript has 2 exons. NCBI's taxonomy places the organism in Eukaryota, Metazoa, Cnidaria, Anthozoa, Malacalcyonacea, Xeniidae. The record is from RefSeq and is a predicted model, not a curated record. The coding region runs from base 20 to 502 and encodes 160 amino acids. Gene Ontology annotation, molecular function: protein binding.
UAUACUUACUAGGUUGGAAAUGGAAGGCAGAAAUAUAGGUGAUGAAGGUGCCAAUUAUCUUAGUGAAGCAUUGAAAAGUGAGAAUUUUAAACUUAUUAAAUUGCACAUAACGGGUAAUAAACUAGGUGAUGAAGGUGCUAAAUAUCUUUGUGAAGCAUUAAAAAGUGAGAAUUGUAAACUUACUGAGUUGCAUAUAACGGGUAACAAACUAAAUGAUCAAGGUGCUAAAUAUCUUUGUGAAGCAUUGAAAAGUGAGAAUUGUAAACUUACUGAAUUGCAUAUAACGGGUAACAAACUAGGUGAUGAGGGUGCUAAAUAUCUUAGUGAAACUUUAAAAAGUAAGAAUUGUAAACUUACUGCAUUGAAUCUUGAUUAUAACGAAAUAGGUUAUGAAGGUGCUAAAUAUCUUAGUGAAGCAUUGAAAAGUAAGAAUUGUAGACUUACUAAAUUGUAUCUUAAUGGUAAAGAUAUAAGUGAUGAAGGUUUUAAAUAUCUUAGUUAAGCAUUGGAAAGUGAGAAGUGUGAACUGUUAUUGAACUGUACUUUGACACAGAUUUGAGCUCAAAAGUAAGUGAGAAAUUUAUACAUCUUGGGAUUUACUUUUUACAUAAAAGUUUCUUAAUUUAAAAACAAUUUUGGAAUAUGUGUACUUAGCUUCAUGUUCGUUCAUUGUAUUGAGUAAAAGUAUAGUUUGAUUUGUAAACAUAUAUCGUUAAUUUAUUUGUUUUUUUUUCAAUAUAGUUCAAUGGUCUAAUUGUUUUGUUAACCUUA